Fomitopsis serialis is the source of this 729-nucleotide messenger RNA. RefSeq names its product transcriptional regulator TACO1-like protein. Gene Ontology annotation, cellular component: mitochondrion. The record is from RefSeq and is a predicted model, not a curated record. The transcript is spliced from 6 exons. Lineage: Eukaryota; Fungi; Basidiomycota; Agaricomycetes; Polyporales; Fomitopsidaceae. Bases 1 to 729 code for a protein of 242 amino acids.
AUGGACCGCGAAAGAGGAAAGAUACAUAGCAAAGCGAACAAGGAUAUAGCGAUCGCGGUGCGAACGGGAGGGAGCCUUGACCCCGAGACGAAUAUGACACUGGCUGCGGUACUGCAGAGGUUGAAGGCACAAGGCGUGCCGAAGGAGCUUGUCGAGAACGCUCUCAAAAGGGCUGCUGGUGGAGGGGAAAGGGGAGACCAGCAGCUGGUCUAUGAGGCUAUAGCGCCUGGAUCCGUCGGGUUGAUCAUAGAAUGCCAAACGGACAAUGUGACCCGGGCCAUGCACAAGGUGCGCAAUGUACUCACGACAAAUAGCGCACGUCUCGCACCAGUCAAGUUUAUGUUCACUCGGCAAGGUCUCGUGAAGGUGGCACUGGAACAUGACGGGUCAUACGCAGAACUGCUUGAGCCUCUCAUCGAGAAGAUGAUAGAUGCAGGUGCCGAGGACUUCGUGGAGUCAGUACCAGAAGAGGGCGAUGCGGAGGUUACUUUCACCUGCCAGCCAGAAGACCUCAACAAGUUGACCUCAGUUGCCACGAAGACGGGUAUGUGCAAGGAGCUCCUGAGCAGUGACCUCGUAUAUAGUCCUGUAGAGAAGACUGCAGACCUAGACGAGGACACUGUUCGAAACACUGGACGAAAAUUGCGAUAUUUUCAUGUGAAAGAUUGUAAACAAGAGGCCAAACAAUUUUUGUGUAUUUCAUCUGAGAAUGAUCUUCAAAAUGAUUGA